Messenger RNA from Durusdinium trenchii, 2323 nucleotides. Lineage: Eukaryota; Dinophyceae; Suessiales; Symbiodiniaceae. The record is from the annotation of a GenBank genome assembly.
CCAGAAUAUAAAAGAUCCUCAAAAGCCGUGCACCGGACCUGAUCCCGCUGCCAUCAGCACUCAGCGCAAAAGCGCUUGCGCUUUGCGCUUUGCGCUUGCAGCGCUGUGCAGCACUCCUGCUUGCUUCAGGUCGCUCGGAAGGUCGUGAUGGGGAAGCCUGGACUCAAGGCACAAACCGCGCUUCAUCGCACACCGACGCCCAGCCGCAGCUUGUUUUCAUUGCUGGAUCAGAGCAGAAGUGCUGCAGGUGUCGAUGAGCCAACCAGCAGCAGGUCGAUUCCAACCGAGGCGACAGAGGUCUCGCCCACAGAGGUGGAGGCGCAGGCGGCGCAGGAGCCGACUGGUGACGAAGCACCACUGGUAGAGAGGCCUGCCAUCCCUCCCAGAAAACGAGGAAGACCAAGGAAGCAGAAGGAGCUGAAGCCAAGCGAAGCAAAGAAGAUCGUGCAAGCGCUGGCAGAAGCGACCCCAGGCUCGAAGGUGCGGAAGGUGCAUCACAUGGUAGCCGCGCCAGAGGACACGCGGGUGAUCGCAGAGGAGCUGCGGACGGCGGUGAUCGCUGCUGAGGAGUUUCGACCGGGGACUGAAGGUCGCUCCGGCCAUCCUCGCCGAUCACGCUUUCCGGUCCUCGAGGCCUGGCGCAAUGAGCGUGUCAUCUACGAGCGACGACCCGGCUCGGCGAUGCCACAGAUCACUGCAUGCGAAUUCGUCAAAGAGGAGAUCCUCGAGGGUGGCAAGGAUGGGCGCGGUGCCAAAGACGGACGCCGGAAACGGCCGAGGAAAGAAACUGGGCCAGAUGGUCAAACAGAGAGGGCCUGUCCUGCCUGUCCUCGAUGUGGAUUUGGCACCCACGUGUUGCAAGCGGAAGAGAUGCACGAGAGUUUACCACAUCAUUCGAUGAGACCCACGGCGUCACUGCUGCGCUCCCAGGCGUCUCCCAGGAAGGUCCGGAAGGGUCUCCAGGUGAGCUUCGCUCCGGAGUCGAGACAAGAGAUCGACAGCUUUCGGCAUUUGAAAGAGCUUUGGAUCGACGACGAGACGUUGAACAAGAAUCUUAACGAAGCUGAUUGCGCCAAGUGCCACACGUGCGUCUUCGCGAGUGAGUUGUUCAAUGGAGAGGAUACGUUGCAGUUGGAUGUUUGGCCAAGAUCCUCCCGCUUCAAGGCUAUUUGCAGAAGCUGCAAACUCUCGAGCCUCUUCGAAAAGGUGGGUGGCUGGUUCCUCAUGUCCUGCGCGGUCGGUGCCUCAUGGGAUGCGCAAAAAAUGGCCCCUGGCAUUGACCAGAUUUCAAGUACCAGACAUUGUCCCAUAGAAGUCCAGUUCCCUUAGCUUACAGUUUUCAGGAACUGCCCAAGUCAUCAGGUCUCCUAGGAAAAGACCAUUCUCGUCAUAGUCUUUGACUCCAAGAGUUCAUGAAUACUCCAAGAGUUCAUGAAUCCAGAUGGAAUUUCAGAAGUUCCUUUCUACUGCCAUCCGUGCCGUGCCCAGUUGAAAGAAGUGCAACUUCCGAUCCACGAGCACUACAGCUUGGUGCUGAGUGGACAGCAUAACGCACCGGCCAGGGGGUAGCAGAAGCUGCAAGUCGUUGAAGAUAACAUUGCGUAUGCUGCAUUCCUGGGCUUAUAUUGAAAACUCAUCAAUAAUAAGUGGUAAUGCACGUCAAAGUAGGAUAGAAAAGGCGCUCCCUUGCUUCCGAAUAUGGCUCUCAUUCAAAACGUCCUUCAGCAAGCCAUGGUUUCGCUUGAACAGGAAUUUGUUCGUUUGACACCGGGGUCAAGCGAGGUUAUAUAGAUUUCAGGGGCAACUUCCCAGCCGGAACCCAUGCAGAAGACUCAUAGAUCAUCGCAUAGAUACACCCUGACAGUCAUAGACUAUAAAACGAAUUGUCUUUAGGAGUCUUCAGGGUACGUGAAAGGGAACUUCCUUCAUUUCACUCCACUGAGGCAACAUACUGUAUAUUCUUUUCACUUCACUGGGCUAGGGUACUCAAAGGGAAGGCAAACUAAACCAGGACUUCGACGUCUGAUCUUCAGGACUUGGGCUGUCCCAGCCGUGAUCGGUUCGGACGGAGGCGAACGCAUUGACGCAUUGACAGGACGGGGCUCCACGCUCCUUGAUGUAAUUGGUCAUCCUGUAGUCAUCCUGUAGCCGAUAUCAAUAUGGACCAUCAAGCUGAAAACCACCUGAAACCCGUGCGGUUUGUUUGUUUGUUUGUUUGUUUGAAAGCCCUCACACACCCGUGCGGCACCCUCUGAAACCCCCUUCGGACCAAGCCCCCAAGCCCUCCAUAGCCUUAAGCCUUCCCUUUUCCUGGUGAGGUCCG